AUGAACGGGGAGAUGAAAUCCAAGGAUGAGAAGAAGUCCGGCGAGGGGGAGCAAAGAUCCGACGGUGCGGCAAAGGACGCUGCCGAUGCCUACACCAACGCCGAGAAACAACCACUGGCUUCUCACACAAACCCAAACUCGAAGCCUGGAGUGACUUUCGCCUCUCAAGACAAGCUGCCAAAGCUGCCAAUCCCCGACCUUGAGUCGUCAUGCAAGAAAUAUCUGGAGGCACUGAAGCCUCUGCAGACACCGAAGGAGCAUCACGAAACCGAGAUAGCCGUUCAGGAGUUCUUGAAGAACGACGGUCCAGAGCUCCAAAACAAGCUCAAGAAGUACGCAGCCGACAAGGCGAACUACAUUGAGCAAUUCUGGUAUGACUCAUAUCUGAACUUUGAUAAUCCCGUCGUGCUCAACCUCAACCCCUUCUUCCUACUGGAGGAUGACCCUACCCCAGCUCGUAACAAUCAAGUGACUCGAGCGGCAUCCCUAGUCGUUUCUGCGCUCUCUUUCGUUCGAGCAGUGCGAAAAGAGGAGCUUCCCCCGGACACCAUCAAAGGGCAACCCUUGGACAUGUACCAAUACUCAAGACUGUUUGGUACGGCACGGAUACCCACAGACAACGGCUGCCAGAUAGGGCAGGACCCGAACGCAAAGCACAUCGUCGUUCUUUGUCACGGACAGUUCUACUGGUUUGAUGUGCUUGACGACAACUCGGACUUGAUUAUGACUGAGAAGGAUAUUGCAGUCAACCUCCAAGUGGUCAUCGAGGAUGCUCAAGAGAUUCCCAUUCAGGACGCCGCAAGAGGCGCGCUUGGCGUCCUUAGUACAGAGAACCGGAAGGUUUGGUCUGGGCUUCGAGACGUUCUCCACCGAGAGGAGGGCUCGAAUAACUCCGACUGCCUAAACAUCGUAGACUCGGCCCUCUUCAUUCUCUGCUUGGAUUACACCGAACCUCAGACCGGGGCAGAUCUUUGCACGAACAUGCUCUGCGGUACUAGCAAGGUUGAGCGUGGCGUGCAGACCGGAACUUGCACGAACCGGUGGUACGACAAGCUUCAGAUCAUUGUGUGCAAGAACGGUAGCGCAGGGAUCAACUUCGAGCACACUGGCGUGGACGGCCACACGGUGCUUCGCUUCGCCAGCGACGUCUAUACAGACACCAUCCUGCGUUUUGCGCGAACGAUCAACGGCCAGGCGCCCAGCCUGUGGGCGUCUCAAAGCCCAGAUCCCGCCAAACGGGACCCGGACAGCUUCGGAGAUGUCAACACGACACCGCAUAAGCUUGAGUGGGACAUGAUACCGGAGCUGAGCACCGCUUUGCGCUUCGCCGAAACGAGACUCGCAGACCUGAUCCAGCAGAACGAGUUCCAGAUCCUGGAGUUCAUGACAUACGGCAAGAACUUUAUAACCUCGAUGGGCUUUUCGCCUGACGCAUUCGUGCAGAUGGCAUACCAGGCAGCCUACUACGGUCUCUACGGACGCAUGGAAUGCGUCUACGAGCCGGCCAUGACCAAGAUCUAUUACCAUGGGCGCACCGAAGCCAUCCGGCCCGUGACGACCGAGUCAACCGAGUUCGUAAAGACGUUCUGGGGCGAUAACCCCGCGCAGCAAAAAGUCGACGCCCUGAAGCGCGCCUGCCAGAAACACACCGCGAUCACGAAAGAUUGCGCCAAAGCCAACGGGCCAGACCGCCACCUCUUUGCCCUCUACUGCGUCUGGCAGCGCUCGCUCGAAGACGACAACUACGACGUCGCCAGCACCGACGGCACAGAUAUGGACAGGGACAGCACACGCCCCACAAGUCCGAACGGCUCGACUUCCGACAAAGACACGCGCUCCCCCGGCCGCCGCUCCACCAUGCUGUCGGAAGCUGAAUCCACGUCCGCGUCGCCGCCUGCACAUGUAGCACAGCACAACAUGCCGUCCCUCUUCGCAGACUCAGGCUGGGACAAGCUCAACACAACCAUCCUAUCCACCUCGAACUGCGGCAACCCGUCCCUGCGCCAUUUCGGCUUUGGACCUACCUCAGGCGACGGCUUCGGCAUCGGCUACAUCAUCAAAGACGGCUCCGUCUCCAUCUGCGCGAGCAGCAAGCACAGGCAGACGAAACGGUACAUCGAUGCGCUGGAGAGCUACUUCCUGGAGAUGCGGAAGCUGCUCAGGCAGACAAAGAAAAGGGGCGCGAGCGCCACGAAUGCGUCUCGUGCGAGAGAAGCGGAGGAGAAAAGGCCAAAGGCCAACAGGAUCAAGAGCCGUGGCCGGAUAGUUCUCGGCGAUGGGAAGACCGGCUCAGCAAUACAGGCGCCGCAGCACGAUGAUAUUGAGGCCGAGGAGAGCGAUGAUGAGGGCCUUGGUGGAUGUAGGCGGAUUUCUGGAUUCUCUUCUGGUUCCCGUUCUGUUUUGUCGCGGCAUGAUAGUGUGACGGGAGUGGAGUUCUAUGCGCUGCCUGCCAUUUCAGAGCGUCCGCCGUCACCGCCGUUCAAGCCUAGUUUUCUGGCUUCGCCGGUUUUGGUGGCGAGUUGGGGAUCGCGCAGCCCGCCGGCACGGUGCAGGCACACCACACGUGCUGCUUCGACGUCGUCGGCGGGCGAUUCGCCCAGGAAGCCGCAGAAGCUGUCCACUUGUCUCGCCAUCGUGUCAUGA
This is a messenger RNA of Coniosporium apollinis CBS 100218, 2643 nucleotides long. RefSeq names its product carnitine O-acetyltransferase. Gene Ontology annotation, cellular component: mitochondrion. The transcript has 2 exons. Gene Ontology annotation, biological process: carnitine metabolic process. Bases 1 to 2643 code for a protein of 880 amino acids. Gene Ontology annotation, molecular function: carnitine O-acetyltransferase activity. Lineage: Eukaryota; Fungi; Ascomycota; Dothideomycetes. The record is from RefSeq and is a predicted model, not a curated record.